UGAAGUUCGCCAGCCCCGUCUCCAGUGGCAGAGCUCGCCGCCCGCAGGAACCACGGAACUGACCCUCAGGGGCGGGCUGCGGGGAUCUGGCGCCCGGAACGCAGCGGGAUCUUUAACCUUGCCGGUCGACAGUGGCCGCGGGACACCAGGGAGGCGCUCUUGGAAGGACCGCUACCACUAAGAGAAAGGGAUCGAUUGGCGCCGGGCUGAAGAAGCAGCGACCAGAGGUUCGGAGCCCAGCACUUGCAGGAGAAAAGAGGUAGCAGCUGCUAUGAUCCAGGUGCUGGUGCUCCUGUUGCUGGCUGGGAAUGGAGCCACAGCCGCCAGCACUAAUCCUCGUCUGAAGCUCUCUUUCCAGGAUCUACGUAUGCGCCAUGGAUUGCGUACAUAUGAGCUGGAGCGCUCUUGUUGCUAUGACUCACUGCUGCUGGAUGAAGAGAGGGGACGACUUUUUGUAGGGGGGAAAAACUAUCUCGCCUCUCUGAGCCUGGACAACAUCAGCAAGCAGGACAAGAAGAUUUAUUGGCCAGCACUUGUAGAGUGGAGAGAAGAAUGUAACUGGGCCGGCAAAGACAUCAAUGCUGAGUGUAUGAACUUCAUCAAGAUUCUACACCUCUACAACCGCACCCACCUAUACGCCUGUGGCACUGGGGCCUUUCACCCCAUCUGUGGCUUUAUAGAAGUUGGGCAGCGUGUGGAGGACUCUGUUUUUAAACUGGAUCUCAGGAACGUGGAGGAUGGCAAAGGGAAGAGCCCCUAUGACCCACGCCACAUGGCUGCCUCAGUGCUUGUAGGUGAAGAGCUCUAUUCUGGUGUGGCUACUGACCUGAUGGGCCGUGAUUUCACAAUCUUCCGCAGUCUGGGUCCAAGGCCUUCUAUCCGUACAGAGCAGCAUGACUCUCGAUGGCUCAACGAGCCUAAGUUCAUUGAUGUCUUCUGGAUCCCGGAGAGUGAGAACCCUGAUGAUGACAAGAUUUUCUUCUUCUUCCGGGAAACCGCUGUGGAAGGAGCCCAAGGGUUGGGCAAGCCCACUUUUGCUCGCAUUGGCCAGAUUUGCCGGAAUGACAUGGGUGGGCAAAGAAGCCUAGUGAAUAAGUGGACAACAUUUCUGAAGGCCCGGCUAGUGUGUGCAGUAACAGGCAGUGAUGGGAGCCACACCCACUUUGACCAGCUCCGUGAUGUUUUCAUGUUGCCAACCAGGGACAAACGUAAUCCACUGAUCUAUGCUGUUUUCACAACUUCCAGCAGUGUUUUCAGAGGCUCGGCCAUCUGUGUUUAUCACAUGAAUGAUAUCCGCAGAGCUUUCCUGGGGCCUUUUGCCCACAAGGAGGGGCCCAACUAUCAAUGGGUGUCAUACCAAGGCCGGGUCCCUUAUCCUCGCCCAGGAAUGUGUCCCAGCAAAACCUUUGGCACGUUUAGUUCAACUAAGGAUUUCCCUGAUGAUGUGAUUCAGUUUGCCCGCAACCACCCACUCAUGUACAACCCAGUGUUGCCACAUGGCCAGCGCCCCAUUUUCCUGCAAACCAAUGUAGACUAUACCUUCACCCAGAUUGCAGUGGACCGAGUAGCUGCAGCUGAUGGCCAUUAUGAUGUCCUCUUCAUUGGCACAGACAUUGGUACAGUCCUGAAGGUGGUCUCUGUGCCCAAGGAGACCUGGGAAAAUAUGGAAGAGCUGCUGCUGGAAGAGUUACAGGUGUUUAAGGAUUCCUCUGCAGUUACCAGUAUGCAGAUCUCCUCCAAGCGGCAACAGCUCUACGUGGGCUCCAGGACUUCCAUUUCCCAGCUGCCCUUGCACCGCUGUGGCAUCUAUGGCAAAGCCUGUGCAGAAUGCUGCCUGGCUAGGGACCCCUACUGUGCCUGGGAUGGCACGACCUGCACUCGCUACAUGCAUAACACCAAACGGCGGUUCCGGCGUCAAGAUGUGAGGAAUGGGGACCCCAAUACAUUGUGUUCUGGAGAUCCACAGCGAAACAGUGUGCCUGAAAAGAAGGUUUAUGGAGUGGAAGGCAGCAGUGUCUUCCUGGAGUGCCUCCCUAAGUCAUUGCAGGCCAAGAUUUUAUGGACGUAUCAGAAAACCAGCAGUGCCAUGCAGAAGGAGGUGGUGCUGGAUGAACGAGUCAUGCAGAUGGAGCGGGGAAUCCUGUUGCGCAGCGUGCAGCGCAGAGACGCUGGACUCUACCGCUGCCUUGCUACAGAACACAGCUUCACACAGAAUUUGCUGCACCUUCGGCUUGAAGUGAUCGAUGCCCAGCAGGCUGAUUCUCUUUCCCUCUCCCGGGAAGAGGAAUCCAUCCCACCCUUCCGUCACAAACUCUGGUACCAGGACUUCCUGCAGCUUGUGGAUCACCCUAACCUCAGCACCAUGGACCAGGUAUGUGAGCAACUGUGGAACCGCCAGAGCCACCAUCCUAAGAAGAAGCCACCACUCCUCCCUCCACUGAGUGUCAAGGUCCAGAAUCAAAAGUGGAAGCCCCUUGGGGAAAAGCGAAAAGCCCGCAGCCGGAGAAUGCACGAAGUGUCUCGUGCUGAGCGAGAACCCCGGAGCGCUGGCGUCUGGUGACCCAUGGAGAAUAUGAACUGGACAACCUCUGUUCUGUCAGGAGGGGAGGGAAUGUUGGAAAAGGGGAGAGUGCAGAGUUCGGAAUCAUGCUUAGAUUCUGGGGUUGACUGAAGAUGGUUCCCUUCCACACAGGCCCGAUACUUCUGGCUGCUGCUUGUGUAGUUUGUAGGGGGAGUGUUGUUGCCAUAAUGAUUUUAGCUUCCAGUUUUUAGAACUGGGUGCUCAGCAACCUGACAGAAGUGGGAAAUUCUGCACCCCUUGGCCUUUGCCAUAAUGCACAACCAAAGAUGGGGGGCGGGUACCAAUCACCAAAUGAACUGAAAUGCAGGGGGGAAAGUUGGCUACAGUUCUUGCUUGCAAGGAUAUACACUGCUGGUCAUCAAAGAGCAAUCGUGAGGUUGGGGAACUCUCCAGCUCUGACACUUCCAAUAAUAACUUGGACAUCUUCCUCUGAAUAGAGCGGCUGCCUUAUGCAUCUUUCUGUAAUAAGUACAUUCCCUGCCUGGGACUCUCAAAAGGCAGGAUAUUAGCCCUCUUCUUCCCAUAGCCAAACCUACCCCAUCGGGUGUGCAUAAGUAUAGCAAUGUGCUCUCCACCUCCAGAGACUUAGCAGAACCACUGAUGUAUUUAUUAAUAGACUAUUUACUGAUGAAUGUAAACCUACCACCAGGUGAUCUGACAGGAUUUAGCCUCUGACUAGUGGGGGCAGGGCUGCUGCAGUCCUAUGGACUAUGGAUACAUUUCUGACAUUUCCUGGACAAGUGUACAUUAAGAUGUUGUAUGUGAGGAUAGCUAUGAUGACUACACAGGAAAUAGAUGAGAGACUGUGCAGUAUCUCCUGCUCCGUUUUAUCUGUCUUUUGCAUUAAUUUUGUCAGCCUCUCAGGGGUCAGAACAGUAUGGAGAAAAUCCGUGCUAUGAGCAGUGUGUGUGGGGGGAUAUCUUCCAGUUGUGGGAGGCCAAUGGGUACUGGGGAUGGAUAAGGGUCACUGGUAAAGCUGAGGCUAUGGCCUAGCCAUAGCCUAUUCAUCUGUAUAAAAUUACAUUGAAAUGUGCAGGGGACCAGCUACCCCUACUUAGAACCAGUUAUUGUAUCCCAUGGUUCUUGCUAAAUAGAGGACCACUAACCAAAUUGGGGUGGUAGGGAAAAAUCUGUUCUUGGGCCCAAGCUAGUAGCCAAAGACCACCUCUGGCAGAGGUUGAAAAGCCAGUCACAUGCUGGGGGGCUACAUAGAAACAGUCACUGAAUCUCAGCUCAUUUUGAACCUUCCAUUUUAGGAACUCCUGGUAAGGCAAUUUUUGAGAAGUGCCUAGCGUGGCCAUGUGGUGUGGCUAACCAUUUCUUGGACAUUUGGGGAACGCCUCAGCUCUCUGUGCUGCUUCAUAAAUUUGAAGGACAAAAGUUCUAGUAACAAAGGAUGCUCCAAGUUUUGGCCUGGUAGCAGCAAAACAUUCUUAUACUGGACUGGGGUGUGGGGAACAAGGAUCUGCCUGCAUCCUAUUCCAUGAUACGAAGCAUAAGAACAGUUUUACAGGCCUUGAGGACGGGGUAUGAUACCCACUCCAGCUGAAGGCAGGCUUUCAGUGAGGAAUGACAUGAGACUGGAGCCCAGAGUGUUCAUGAAACAAAUGGUUAUUCAAUAAAAGGGUAAUAACAACUAAACAAGUCCUUGUAGCCUGUCUGCCUCUGGGCUCCACGAUCCACAUGUGACAUUCUUAGGGAUUACCUGACUAAAUCACCCCAUCACUGAAGAAAGCCUGACAUGAUCAAAAAUGUUGUUAUCUUGAUCUCCAUCAGAAGUCUUAAUCUUGGCACUUUAUGGAAUGUUAACAAAUAGAAUAGUUCUCUGCUUUUAUCAUCCAUCUUUUAGGCCUCCAGGUUUAAAGUUUUACCUGUACAUUAACUACUUCGAACAACUCUCAGUUGCUCUAUACAUAGACUCUGCUUCAUUAUCAGUUUUUCAGUUAUGAACCAAGUUGAUUAUCUGAAACAGGACAAAUAUGAACAUAUAUUUCAUGUCUUUUUAAAAGAUUCUUUUGCAAUAACUGUAAACUACCCUGAGAGCUCUAUGAAGUUAUGUGACAAUGUAUAAGCUACCAAAUUAAAUAAAUCACGUGAUUUCAGAAUCUGUAGUCUACCCAUGGCUACCAGCCUGGAUAGUUAACAGAAAUCCUCAUGCUAACCUCUUGUUCCCAAAUGCUGGGCAACAAAGAACGGGGGAUUUUUCUCAGUAGACAAUAUCUGCUCACAUGGUAAAACUGUUCUUGGACUGUUUACUUUCGAUUGAUGUGGGAUUGCAUGAGUGUAUGUUGUCCUGUGUAAAAAUUCCCUAAACUCUAUAACUAGGUUUGCCAAAUUUUAUAAUUUUUAGCCAUUUCAAAAUGGUGUAUA
Eublepharis macularius is the source of this 4951-nucleotide messenger RNA. It is a transcript of the gene SEMA3B, whose product is annotated as semaphorin 3B. The record is from RefSeq and is a predicted model, not a curated record. Gene Ontology annotation, molecular function: chemorepellent activity; semaphorin receptor binding. Gene Ontology annotation, biological process: positive regulation of cell migration; axon guidance; negative regulation of axon extension involved in axon guidance. NCBI's taxonomy places the organism in Eukaryota, Metazoa, Chordata, Lepidosauria, Squamata, Eublepharidae. Bases 272 to 2560 code for a protein of 762 amino acids. The transcript has 18 exons.